CUUCCAAGUCCGAAAUGCGGUCCUAAAAUGCCCCCCCCAAAGCCGAAACCCUACUAUCGGACGGCUCGCCGGUGGCUAAGUUGAGUUGGAAAAAAUGUCGAAUUGGUGGCGCGCCACCGCGGGCGGCCUGAAGAUGGCGGCGUCGCAGGCGAGUUUCAGGUCGUCAUCAUACCACACGAUUCAAGGCAUCCCUAGAGAAUUCACCGGCUGUAGGGUUUCAACCAGGGACAGAGCCCAGGGUCGAAUCCCCGCAGUCGUCUUCACUCAGGACUACCUCCAACCAAACCCUAGUCCCGGCGCCACCAGGCCGGUAUCCAGAAAGCACCUGCUCACCACUGAGAAGAAGCAGAUUCAGGCCAUCCUCAAGUCGGUGCAACUCCCAUUCUUCUACUCCACCACCUUCCCGCUCCAAAUCCGCGCCGGCCCCGGCUCGUCUACUCUUCUCGAUUCCGGCACCGUUCUCCCGAUCAAGGUUCACAGAGACCAGGUGACUGGAAGGAUUUUGAAUUUGGUUUUUGUUUGGGCCGACGACGGAACGGAAUUGAAGGUUGAUGUUCCUGUUGUUUUCAAAGGAGAAGACAUUUCUCCUGGUCUGAAGAAAGGAGGUCGAUUGAAUAGGAUAAGGACCGCUCUGAAAUACCUUUGCCCAGCUGAAACCAUUCCCCCUAAAAUUGAGGUUGACAUAAGCAAUCUAGACAUUGGGGACAAGGUGUUCAUGCAUAAUGUCAAGGUUCAUCCAUCCCUGAAGCUUCUGAGUAAAGACGAGAGCAUCCCAAUUUGCAAGGUUGUGGCUACCAACUUGGACAAUCCUGAAUCUCUGCCCCACAGCCAGAGUUGAGAGGAAAAUUCUGUUCUCUUUGGGGUUAGAUCUAGGAGGGGUUAGUUGCAAGGCUUGAGAAAAUAUCCUCAGCUAUCAUGGUGCCUAGCAAAGAGGACUGAUUGACGAUAUUGUCACUUAAUUGUGCACGAGAAGAGUUUGAUUUUUGAUCAUAUUGCGAGCAAGAUCAGUUAUGAGAUGGUGGUUCUUGCAAUUGGAAGUAUCUUAUAUGGACAUCUUUUUAAUUUGUGA
This is a messenger RNA of Diospyros lotus (date-plum), 1069 nucleotides long. RefSeq lists its product as uncharacterized. Gene Ontology annotation, cellular component: ribosome; cytosolic large ribosomal subunit. NCBI's taxonomy places the organism in Eukaryota, Viridiplantae, Streptophyta, Magnoliopsida, Ericales, Ebenaceae. Gene Ontology annotation, biological process: translation. Bases 95 to 838 code for a protein of 247 amino acids. The record is from RefSeq and is a predicted model, not a curated record. The transcript is spliced from 3 exons. Gene Ontology annotation, molecular function: 5S rRNA binding; structural constituent of ribosome.